Tricharina praecox is the source of this 1090-nucleotide messenger RNA. RefSeq lists its product as uncharacterized. The coding region runs from base 409 to 861 and encodes 150 amino acids. The transcript is spliced from 2 exons. NCBI's taxonomy places the organism in Eukaryota, Fungi, Ascomycota, Pezizomycetes, Pezizales, Pyronemataceae. The record is from RefSeq and is a predicted model, not a curated record.
UCCUCCUCCCCCCUCCUCCCCUUCCCCAUCUCCCCGGCCAGGGUUUCGACUUCGGGAAAUACCUCUGGAGAACGAGCGAGCGAGCUGUCGCGCAGCUUGGCGCAGGUAGCGUCCCAAGCCGUCAAGACCAUUCUGUGCAGAUGAUGGCGCGGUCAAUCAGUACUCGGUCAAUCAAUCGAGUGGACGUCAGUGCGCCCAGUCCUCGACGGACACUUUUAGUACCCAACUCUACUACUUGCUAGUAGCUAGCCGGCUCGCCCUCUCUUUCCCUUUCCCUUCCCCUUCCCCUUCCCCUUCCCCUUCCCCUUCCCCUUCUUCCCGCCGCCGCUCCACAGAAACCAAUUCCCUGUGCCUUUCCCGCCGCGGACGAGGAAAAAGCAAUGGCCACCUCGCACUAACGAUUUCCUGAUGCCACCGCCAAUCUGCAGGGUUGGGCUAAGCUCCCUAACUAUUAUUCACUCGACCUCCAGGUACUUGUGCACUUGUGUUUUUUUUCUUCCUCUUUCCUUUUUCCUUCUUUUCGGUUCUCCGCAGGGUUUUUGUGAUCCUGUGUUUCCUUUUCCCUCAUGGUUUUAUUUCUUUUUUUUUAGGGGGGGAGGGGAGGGAUACCUUACAGCUGUUAUUCCUCGCGCGCCGCACCGCCGCAGCGCCUCAUUCCUUUUUUUUCUUUCUUUCUUUCCUGCCAGCCUGCCUGUCAGGACUUUGUCUGUGUCUGUGUCUGUCUCCUUAGAGGAGUUAGGGUGUCGUCUCUUCCUGGCAGCGACUCUCCCUUCUCCAUUCUCUCUCUUGUCCUCUCGGCUCUCUGUCUCUCUCUACCCCCCAGUCAGUUCAAGCCCUGCCUUAGUCGUCAAACAGAAAUAGAGAAAAGAAAGAAAGAAAGAGAAAAAAAAGGUCGUUAUAUUGUGCUCACAUGUCGUCCCUUCCACCAUCUCCCCCCUUCGCGUUCAUCCGUAUCCAUCCCAUCAUCCCGUCCGGCUUUCCUUGCUGCAAACUUCGGUACCGACAACUUCCACGGCACAGCAACGACUCACCCACCCACACACUUUCACACACACACCCUCCCCCCUUCCAAAAAAAAAAAAAAAAAAAA